Molecule: messenger RNA, 576 nt
Organism: Symbiodinium pilosum
Lineage: Eukaryota; Dinophyceae; Suessiales; Symbiodiniaceae
Source: the annotation of a GenBank genome assembly
AUGUCAGCCGUCGACAGCCAGCCAUGCUCCCGGUGCAACGGCCACGGCCACCGUGCAGCCCAGUGUAAGAUGCCGUUCUACCGCACCUGCGAGUACUGCAAGGUGGUCGGGCACGCGGUAAAGGCCUGCCCCAAGUUGCAGCGCAAGGAGGUGGAGAAAGCUAGCCGAGAGAAACAGAGGGCCGAGAGGAAGCAGACCAAGACCAGCGACACCGGAAGUGAAUCCGGAGCCAGUACCACAGCUUCCUCUUGGGAUUCUUGGACCUCUGAGCAAGGUUGGUGGAAGCAGUGGAAGCCACGCGGCUCCAAGAAGAAGGGCCACUCAAACUGGACCUGGUGGGAGGAGUGGCAGACAAAGGAGUGGGUGCUGAGUGUCGACGAGGAGCGGGAGGCCCGCAAGCUGGAGAAAAAGCUGAAGGAGAUCGCAGUCCUGGAGCAGCGGGUGGGUGAAGGCAAACAGCUGGAUACACUUCAGCUCCAGAAAGUGGACAGGAAGAGUGACAUUGAGGGCCACGAGAUCCUGCGCAAGGUGCGCUGUGGAUACCGCCGUGUCACUCUCCCGGCUGUCGCCGAGUAG